AAUUGGGAGGUUUUACUGUGGUUUUUGUUUGGCACGUGGCUUUGUCAGUUUUGUUAUCAUUUAUGUUUCAUAUAGUUUUCUCAUUUUUGAAUUUAUAAUGGAUAUGGAUAAAGGUACAGACGGAUAUUUCGAGAGUUACGAGGACCUCGAGGUACACCGUAUAAUGCUUGAAGACAAGCGCCGCUGCGAAGCCUACAGCAAAGCCAUACUCGACAACCCUCACGUCUUCAGGGAUAAAACUGUGAUGGAUUUGGGAGCUGGGACGGGGAUUUUGUCCCUCCUCUGCGCCAAAAGCGGUGCCGGGAAAGUCUAUGCGGUCGAAGCUGCCAAAGGUAUGAUCCCAGUACUUAAAGCAACUAUAGAAGAAAACGGCUUCACAGACGUGAUCCGGGUAGUGGAGAGCGCCGUUGAGGAUGUCGUACUAGACGAAAAAGUAGACGUGAUCGUCUCAGAAUGGAUGGGGUUUACACUCUUGCACGAAGGCAUGCUUUCAAGUGUGGUCAACGCCAAGCACCGUCUUCUCAAACCGGACGGCAUACUCAUACCCGAUACCUGUGAGCUGUUUGUAUCACUGACCAGAGCGCCAAGCCUGUUAGGCACUUACGAAGAUGUCUUAGGCGUUGAUAUGUCGCAUUUUGGCCGCGAAUGGAGAUCACUGUUCGAUGGGAAGCCGAUGAUCGACACUCUAGACAUGACAAAAGACAGCAUCGUAUCGGAGCCGAUGUCUAUUUUGAAAUUCGACAUCGCUAAGUUGAAUGAAGAGGAUCUCUUGCAUUUGAAGAAAAGAAUCAGGCUUGUCGUGAACAAAGAGCAGACUCAGUGCGAUGCCCUUUGUCUAUGGUUCGAAGUCACCCUCAUGGGCGAAGUGCUCUCAACUUCUCCUUUCCUCCCGGCGACCCAUUGGAAGCAGACUUUAAUCACCUUUCCCGACCAACUCAAUGUUGUCAAAGGCAACACCGUUGAAUUUGACAUGAGCAUGACCCAAGAAAAAAAAAGAAGGUAUAUCAUCACAGUCGAGAACAUCGAAUGGAAAGAAUCUGUUUAAUUACUAAUUAAACAAACAUUCAUAUAAAAAUAAGCUUUUUAAACAAUCAUCAACUGUUUAAAAAAAACAAUUGUAUAUAUUAUGUAUAUUAAUUGUACAUUUUUAAAAAUAAUUUCUUAUAAACUAUAAAGAAAUCCAAGAUAAAACUGUAGCAUAAACAUAUAUUUAAAAAAAGCUUGUCUUGUAUUUAAAUCUACUUGAAUCCUCCAUAAUGUAAAAAACUCAGUUUUUGUCAUGGCUUCUGUGGUAGAUGAGCCUGAGUUUGUUAUAUAUGAUCAAAAUUAAAGUUAAACAUAAAGAAAGAUAAAACAAAGCAAAUCGAUUGGACACAAGGAAGAGAACAAAAUAGAAGAAAACAAAAUAAAAACUCAAGCGAGCAAAUAGAUAAAUAAGAAACAUAAAGAAAAUCAAAUAAAAAGACAAUCUGAUAAA
This is a messenger RNA of Cimex lectularius (bed bug), 1477 nucleotides long. Its product is annotated as protein arginine N-methyltransferase 6-like. Gene Ontology annotation, molecular function: protein-arginine N-methyltransferase activity. The record is from RefSeq and is a predicted model, not a curated record. The transcript has a single exon. Lineage: Eukaryota; Metazoa; Arthropoda; Insecta; Hemiptera; Cimicidae. Gene Ontology annotation, biological process: peptidyl-arginine methylation. Gene Ontology annotation, cellular component: nucleus. The coding region runs from base 98 to 1045 and encodes 315 amino acids.